UUUUAUUAUUAAUUAUAAAUGAAAAAAAAAAAAAAAGAAAGAAAGAAUCAAGAUCAGAUAAAUGAGAGUACUAAAACAAUUACUGACAUAAAUUUGAAGAGAUAUGAACAUCUCAUUCAAUAGAAAGACAUUUGUAAUAUUCUCGAGUAUAGAAAGCAAAUUAUAAAAUUUUGGAGGCGCGAAUUCGAAAAAAUUCAAUAAGCGAAUUGAAAACAAACCAAGAUCCUUUUCUACUGUAACUUUAUAUUUUUUAACCAUGGGGCUUAUAGAAAUAAAACCAGCUACGAUUAAAGAUAUCCCUGUUAUUUUAGAUUUUAUUAAGAGACUUGCAGAAUAUGAAAAGCUUUCACAUGAAGUUAUUGCAACCGAAGAUGUUCUUCGGGAGACCUUAUUUGGUGAACAUCGUUAUGCUGAAGUCAUAAUCGCCUAUGGUAAACAAAACGAUGAGGGGAAUACACCUAUUGAACCAGCAGGAAUGGCUCUUUUCUUUCAUAAUUUCUCUACCUUUGUAGGACGCCCUGGACUUUAUUUAGAAGAUUUAUUUGUGAAGCCUGAAUUUAGAGGAAUGGGCAUUGGUAAAUGUCUCUUGAUUCAAUUAGCAGUAAUCGCAAAAGAAAGAAAUUGCGCACGUUUUGAAUGGGUUUGCUUAGAUUGGAAUAAACCUUCAAGAGAGUUUUAUGAAGCACUUGGUGCUAAACCUUUAAGUGAAUGGAUUAUUCAUCGUAUAGAUGGCAAAUCACUAGAUGAUCUUGCUGCUUUAUAAUUAAUUAUAAAACAAAAUAAAAAAAUAAAAAAAAAA
Messenger RNA from Cokeromyces recurvatus, 799 nucleotides. RefSeq names its product acyl-CoA N-acyltransferase. Bases 257 to 763 code for a protein of 168 amino acids. The record is from RefSeq and is a predicted model, not a curated record. Gene Ontology annotation, molecular function: N-acetyltransferase activity. NCBI's taxonomy places the organism in Eukaryota, Fungi, Mucoromycota, Mucoromycetes, Mucorales, Mucoraceae. The transcript has a single exon.